AGCGAGCACUGAAAUGACCUUUGCUUUCGUCACCCUGUCAACUCCGCAUUGGAAUUCCCUUUCAACUUGAAUUUUUUCCCGGCCAGUAAUUCUUCCAUUAACAAUCUAAUUCCACAUGGCCGAUAUCAAUCCAACUAUACCUGACACCGGAGCCGUUGAGGAACCUAUUGAUCUUGUUCGACUUUCUUUGGACGAGAGAAUUUAUGUCAAAUUACGCGGUGAUCGAGAACUGCGUGGCAGAUUGCACGCAUUUGACGGCCAUUUGAAUUUGGUUCUUGGAGAAGUAGAAGAAACUAUCACAAUUGUUGAUGUCAACGAAGAUACCAACGAAGAAGUUAUACGGAUCGUCAAGCGAAAUUCCGAUAUGCUUUUCGUACGUGGUGACGGUGUCAUCUUGCUUUCUCCGCCAAGUAGAGCAUAGAUCAUAUCUGCUGAUAUUGUUAAACGGCCCACCGUAAUUGCAUUAAUACAUUCAUAUUCAAACUUGUAUGUUGUGCAGUUAUGAGUUUUUGCUUUUUUAAAAAAUGUCACACAUGAGCGCCAAUAAGUAUAGCAUUAAUUCGAACG
Molecule: messenger RNA, 567 nt
Organism: Umbelopsis ramanniana AG
Lineage: Eukaryota; Fungi; Mucoromycota; Umbelopsidomycetes; Umbelopsidales; Umbelopsidaceae
Exons: 4
Coding region: 116-421 (101 amino acids)
Biological process (GO): mRNA splicing, via spliceosome; P-body assembly
Cellular component (GO): Lsm1-7-Pat1 complex; catalytic step 2 spliceosome; precatalytic spliceosome
Molecular function (GO): RNA binding
Source: RefSeq, a predicted model, not a curated record